AUGUCUAGUGUUGUUGUUAGGGUGAAUUGUGAUGCAAAAUCAUUUGUGGGUAUAUCUAGAAUUGGAAGAAGAGAAAGGAGUGUAAGACUGUGUUCUAAGGUAAGGUUUGGAAGUGGGGGUGCAGUGGUAGCAGAACCUUCAAGAAGUUCAGAGGAGAGGGUGUAUGAAGUAGUUUUGAAGCAAGCAGGUUUGGUGAGAGAAGAGAAGAGGGGUGCAAAUAUAGAAUUUGAUUUUGAGAAAACAAUUGAAGGUGAUUUUAGCAAUGGAGAUUUAUUGAAUUCUGCUUAUGAUCGGUGUGGUGAAGUUUGUGCUGAGUAUGCCAAGACUUUUUACCUAGGUACACAAUUGAUGACACAAGAACGCCGGAAAGCUAUAUGGGCAAUCUAUGUUUGGUGUAGAAGAACUGAUGAACUAGUAGAUGGCCCAAAUUCUUCACACAUUACACCAGCAGCCUUGGACAGAUGGGAGCAACGGUUAACUGAUGUUUUUGAAUGUCGACCAUAUGAUAUGUUUGAUGCUGCUCUCUCACUCAGUGUCUCUAAGUACCCCGUUGAUAUUCAGCCAUUCAAGGACAUGAUAGAAGGGAUGAGGAUGGAUUUGACAAAGUCAAGAUACAACAAUUUUGAUGAGCUCUACCUUUAUUGUUACUAUGUUGCUGGAACAGUAGGUCUUAUGAGUGUUCCUGUAAUGGGGAUAGCACCUGAAUCCAAGGCUUCAACAGAGAGCAUUUAUAAUGCAGCAUUGGCACUAGGAAUUGCAAAUCAACUCACCAAUAUACUCAGAGAUGUUGGAGAAGAUGCUAGAAGAGGAAGAGUGUAUCUCCCUCAAGAUGAGCUAGCACAAGCUGGCAUAUCAGAUGAAGACAUUAUGCGUGGAAAAGUAACAGACAAAUGGAGAAAUUUCAUGAAGGGACAAAUAAAAAGGGCAAGAAUGUUUUUUGAUGAAGCAGAAAAGGGUGUUUCAGAGCUCAGUUCUGCUAGUAGAUGGCCUGUAUGGGCAGCAUUGUUGUUAUAUAGGCAGAUAUUAGAUUCUAUUGAAGCCAAUGAUUAUAAUAACUUCACUAAAAGGGCUUAUGUCGGAAAAGUCAAUAAGCUAUUAUCCCUACCAGCUGCUUAUGGAGUUGCACUUUUAGGUCCUAAAAAGUUAACCAAAUUGUUUAUGAGAUGAUGUCUAUUUUAAUAAUGUGUCUAUGAUUAGCAAGUGCUACUUUUUUUGUUUGAAAAUAUAGAUUUUAAGAUAUAGAGUUAUGAUGUUUAUA
This is a messenger RNA of Medicago truncatula (barrel medic), 1258 nucleotides long. RefSeq names its product phytoene synthase 2, chloroplastic. The record is from RefSeq and is a predicted model, not a curated record. Gene Ontology annotation, biological process: biosynthetic process. Lineage: Eukaryota; Viridiplantae; Streptophyta; Magnoliopsida; Fabales; Fabaceae. The transcript has 5 exons. Gene Ontology annotation, molecular function: squalene synthase [NAD(P)H] activity; geranylgeranyl diphosphate synthase activity. The coding region runs from base 1 to 1167 and encodes 388 amino acids.